Vollenhovia emeryi is the source of this 1294-nucleotide messenger RNA. RefSeq names its product NFU1 iron-sulfur cluster scaffold homolog, mitochondrial-like. Gene Ontology annotation, molecular function: iron ion binding; iron-sulfur cluster binding. Gene Ontology annotation, biological process: iron-sulfur cluster assembly. Gene Ontology annotation, cellular component: mitochondrion. Lineage: Eukaryota; Metazoa; Arthropoda; Insecta; Hymenoptera; Formicidae. The record is from RefSeq and is a predicted model, not a curated record. The transcript is spliced from 5 exons. The coding region runs from base 266 to 1162 and encodes 298 amino acids.
AUUCUUUUAGGUUACAAAAAUAAUACGGAGCUCUUUCGCCAAGCGGAAGUUUAUAUACAUUUGUGGCUAACAGUGUCGUUUGGAUUUGCGAAACAAACUGCAAUAUUGCGUUGCUGUAAUCAUAUCCAGUAAACUUUGACGCGUGAGAGAAACACGCAUGUCGCUGAGGCGUCCGGGCGUCGCGUGUGCGUGCGUCGGCGAAGCGGACGCAGAGAGGAGGAGCGACUUUUGAUAGGAGUCCGAGGAGAGACGGCUGGAAGCGACAAUGGAUAAGAUCGUGAGAUCGUUUCAUACCAGUCGGCCGGCGUUAUAUAGAACGUUAACGAACGAGCGAUGCGCGCAGAUGCCCAAUAAACUUGCUGUGAAGCGAGAUGUACCUGCGAUCAGUACGAUGUCAUUGGCGCGAGACUAUUCAACAGCUCUGCCUAGCAGCGUCAGGCACUUGCACAGCAACGAAAUCCCGGUUUAUAGACUGACCUCUAAACGGAAUCCCCUUAUACACGAGCAACAGAGACGCAGCAUGUUCGUCCAAACGCAGGAUACGCCGAAUCCGAACAGUCUAAAAUUUAUCCCGGGUGUACCGGUGCUGGGGGAGGGAUGCACGAAGGACUUUCCGAGCGCCAAGGACGCGUACUGCUCGCCACUUGCGAAAAUGUUGUUUCGCGUCGAGGGGGUGAAGGCGAUAUUCUUCGGGCCUGACUUCAUCACGGUCACGAAGCUCGACGAGGAUGUGGAGUGGAAGCUGCUGAAGCCGGAGAUAUUUGCCAUCGUCAUGGACUUCUUCGCGAGCGGAUUGCCAGUCAUGGACGAGAGCUCUCAGCCUGCGGCGGACACGCAAAUUAACGCGGAGGACGACGAGAUCGUGCAGAUGAUAAAGGAAUUAUUGGACACGCGAAUUCGUCCCACGGUCCAAGAGGAUGGUGGCGACAUUGUAUUUAUGGGUUUCGAGGAGGGUAUUGUGAAACUGAAGAUGCAGGGCUCGUGCACGAAUUGCCCGAGCUCGGUGGUAACAUUGAGGAACGGCGUGCAAAAUAUGAUGCAAUUCUACAUCCCCGAAGUGCUGGGGGUCAUACAAGUGGAGGACGAGACGGACAAGAUUGCAGAGAAGGAAUUCCAAAAGUUGGAACAAAAGAUUAGCAAAGACCAGAAUAAAGAUAAAUAGACGCGAUUAGUUUGAGACUUGCUGACGACAGCGGGCCUACGCGUAAUCUUAUAAUUCUGUACAUUGUAGACAUCGUAGAUUACGUAUCGUCUAAUUGUAAAUAACAAGUCAUAAAUACUGGUUGAGAAUUGA